Messenger RNA from Prunus avium (sweet cherry), 1681 nucleotides. RefSeq names its product Protein kinase superfamily protein (gene CRLK2). Gene Ontology annotation, molecular function: ATP binding; protein kinase activity. The record is from RefSeq and is a predicted model, not a curated record. Lineage: Eukaryota; Viridiplantae; Streptophyta; Magnoliopsida; Rosales; Rosaceae. Gene Ontology annotation, biological process: protein phosphorylation.
UCCGCCUUUAUCUUUUUAUUCCAUCAACUCCCAGUCCAACUCAGCCACUUGUGUUUUUCCUUCAGUUUCUUCUCUGGCUGUUUACAGUUUCUUUUCUUCAACUGGGUCUCUGUAACAACAAUCAGCAGAAGAGUCAACGAAACUGAUCCCAUCAACUUCUCUUUGGGUUUUCAGCUGAUAAGAUAACCUGCGGCGAUUUUGCCCUGCAAGAUGUUCUCAUUGCCUGAAUUUCAUAAGAGACCAAAGAAUGGUUCAUAAAACUGAUCUUCUUGUUAUCAUCGGCAUCUCUGUUGGUGUAGCCCUUGGAAUUUUGAUAGCUUCACUCAUAUUUUUUGGCAUAAGGUGGUAUAGAAAGCGUGCUCAUCUUCGUCGAUGUGCUAAUGAGCGUAGUUUUACAACUCUUCCGAUACAGGCAAAUGGCUUAGGUACAAGCACUGACUAUAGCGCAUCUCUUUCAACUUCCAAAGGUAUUCAAGUAUCCGAGAACCUUCAAAAGAAUUCUCCGCGCUCUUGGUGGAAUCAUCAAAACAAAGAUCGAUUUUUUUCUGCGCCAGGCGUACUUAGAUACUCUUACAAAGAUAUACAGAAGGCUACUCAAAAUUUUACUACCCUUCUGGGACAAGGUUCUUUUGGUCCGGUGUAUAAAGCAAAAAUGGCUGCUGGAGAGGUAGUAGCUGUGAAAGUGCUUGCUUCCAAUUCUAAGCAGGGAGAGAAAGAGUUCCAAACAGAGGUAUCUCUGCUAGGAAGACUGCAUCAUCGCAAUCUAGUGAAUCUACUAGGAUAUUGUGUAGACAAGGGGCAGCAUAUGUUAAUCUACGAGUUCAUGAGUAAUGGCAGCUUAUCAAAUCUUCUGUACACUGAAGAACAACAGGUCUUGAGCUGGGAUGAAAGGCUACAAAUUGCUCUGGAUAUUUCACAUGGAAUUGAGUACCUUCAUGAAGGGGCAGUCCCACCAGUCAUACAUCGUGAUUUAAAGUCUGCUAAUAUACUUUUAGACCAGUCAAUGAGAGCUAAGGUUGCUGAUUUUGGAUUGUCUAAGGAAGAGGUUUUUGAUGGCCGGAAUUCUGGCCUAAAAGGUACUUAUGGCUACAUAGACCCAGAAUACAUAUCUACAAACCAGUUCACAAUGAAGAGCGACAUCUACAGUUUUGGAAUUAUCAUAUUUGAGCUAAUAACAGCCAUCCACCCUCACCAAAACUUAAUGGAAUAUGUUAAUCUUGCUGCUAUGGCCCCAGAUGGUGUAGAUGAAAUACUUGAUAAGCAACUAGUUGGAGAGUGCAAUCUUGACGAAGUGAGGAGGCUAGCGAGAAUCGCACACAAAUGCUUAGAGCAAUUACCAAGAAAGAGACCUUCUAUAGGAGAAGUUUCACAGGGUAUAUUGAAGAUAAAACAAAGGCGUCUUGCCAAAGAAGAUACCAUGUCUUUUGCAGGCGAAGAAUUUUCGAGGGCUGUAAGCCGAAUAGAGAUUCAGCAGGUGGAGCUGAGUAGGAUAGCUAGCGUGAAAGAUAGAGCGACUGAAUGACCAAUAAGAAUUUUGCUUCCUUUCAAGCUUGUCUUGGAAAAUGUUGUUAAUAACAUACAAUAUAAAAUAUACAGGCCACAGAAAAUGAGCAAUUUCUGAUUUUAUGGUCAGUGGCGGAAGACAUUUCUUGGGGUGCUAAGCAGCUUAUAUUGGUUUUUU